Molecule: messenger RNA, 4296 nt
Organism: Ahaetulla prasina
Lineage: Eukaryota; Metazoa; Chordata; Lepidosauria; Squamata; Colubridae
Gene: TM7SF3
Product: transmembrane 7 superfamily member 3
Exons: 12
Coding region: 137-1840 (567 amino acids)
Source: RefSeq, a predicted model, not a curated record
CGGGCUUGGCAAAGGUUGCGCGUCUUCUGGGCUGGGCUAGCGGAGCAGUCCCGGGAUCUCCACGCGCGGGGAGGGCUGCGGGUGGCCCUCCCUGCUUGGUUUCCGCGGAGAAAAGCGGCUGAGGCUUUUGGUCAUCAUGGUUCUUCUGCCUGGCUGGAUCCUGCUUUGGGCGCUGCUGGGCGCGGGGGAAGGGGCGGAGGAGCCCCCCGCAGCAGGCCUUCUCCUGGAGUUUUCCUUGGGGAAGUUCAGGAGUUUCUUGUUGAACGGAAGCCUCCCAGUGGAAGCUGUUUUGAGGAACAUCGCUCGCAACGUGACGCUCGUCCUCUUUCAGAUCCACGCCCACCACCAGAAUGUGACCGUCUCCUUUGGGAAGGAAACUUCUCCCAGCAACUCAGGAACUGGACCAGACAGAGGUUUAGUUUUGGUGCUUCGGCCUGGACAGACGGUGUGCACGUGGUAUUUGCGAGCGGUGGAUUCGAAUCAGGUGCAAAGCACAGCGGUUUCUUUGCCCUACACCGAAAAAGAUCCAAUACCUGGAGGAUGCAACUUGGAAUUUGACUUGGAAAUGGACCCCAACCUGUAUCUAGACUAUAACCUGGCUGAGACCCACAUUAUAUUUGCUCCAGCAAAUCUGGGGUAUGCGAGAGGGGCAAACCCACCAUCCUGUGAUUCGGGAACCGGUCUGGAUUCCAGGUGGAGACUCUCUUAUGAUGUCUACCAGUAUUUUUUGCCCGAGAAUGAUUUGUCGGAAGCCACGUUUAUGAGUCAUAUGAAGAGAAUGUCAGAAGUUCAGAGCAUCCAGGCUCAUGGAUCUAAAAUGAUGACCUUAACCAGCCAAGACAGAACUGAUCUAUACUUCUCGGCACUUCCUGGGCAAGGCGUGAUCUACAAUGUCAUCGUGAGAGAUCCUAAGUGGAACACUUCAGCUGCAUACGUGCCCGUUCACACUUACGCCUGCAGCCUCUCUGCCUUGGUGAAUAACUGCUACACCUUUAGAAGGUUGUCUACCAAAAUAUUUUUCACCAAUUUGGCUUUUCUCGGCCUCUUUAUCUGCUUCCUCGGACACAGAUUCUGGAAAACAGGCUUAUUCUUUAGCGGAUUUAUCUUCACGGCUUUCGUUUUCUUCAUCGUCAUUACUAAAACAUUGGCUCUCAGCUAUGACGUCAAUCUUGGUCUUACUGCAACAGCUGGCAUUAUUGGAGCUCUCCUCCUAGUAGGAUGUUGGUGGCGAUUUGGCCUUGUCAUCCCAUGUAUGCUAAUUGUAGGAGUAGUGCUGGGCUCCCUUGUAUCGUCUUCAUUUUUCUUCACUCCUGUAGGAGACUAUAGAAUUUUUCAAGACGAUGCCGUUUUCUGGGUCACCUUUUGUUGCGUUGCCUUGGUGAUCCCAGUCAUUUUUGUCUGCUGCCCCAGAGUUCUCAACAUCUUGACGUGUGCGGUUGUCGGCUCCUACACCAUAGUGUUGGCCACAGCAUGUUACAUCUACACCAGCCUCUCUUACAUCGGCAUUGAUCUACUCCGGAGGAUUCUGAAUGAAGACUUCAGGAGAACUUACACCAGUGUGCCCUUCCAACCUAACGAUAUUAUUCUCCUGGCCGUCUGGACUAUGCUAGCCCUCGGAGGGAUCACGGUUCAGUUGCGCCGAGAAAGACAUGAGGCGCCUUUCCCGCCACACCCGUACCGGUUAUGGAAGCGGGAGAGAGAGCGCAGGGUCACCAACGUCUUGGAUCCCAGCCACCACGUCCCUCCCUUGAGAGAGCGGAUCCACAAUAAGCUGUCGCAGAUCAAGGACCUUUUUCAGAAAGAGCAGGCGUCAGGCGAAAGAACCCCGCUACUCUUAUGAACGUAUGGAUUUCACGGAUGGGAAGUGGAUGGACCCAUUUGUGGGACGGGGCGUGGAAGCCAAGGAUGUUCUCCGUGGUCUUUCCUACCUCCCAUCGAACGGGAAAAGAAUCCACGGUCGUCCAAGACGAAUCUACUUGUAUUUUAUUUCCAAGUGCUGUGGCAGCCAAGGAACUUUUUGUCUGUAAUUUUAAUCUUUGAUAGAAAAAAAAAAUGUGUAAAAGUUAUUGGGUGGGGGGCAGGAAGGGUAGAAUAGAAAGGUAAGAUGAUUAAUCCAGGGGUCUCCAACCUUGGCCACUUUAAGACUUGUGGUCUUCAAAUCCCAGAAUCCCUCAGCCAGCUUUGCUGGGAGUUGAAGUCCACAAGUCUUAAAGUGGCCAUGGUUGGAGACCCUUGGAUUAAAUCGAUUGUGCAAGUUUAAAACUUCAGAGCCCUGAGACAGAAAAUGAUAAUUUCAGAUUCAUGGGCCUGUCACAGUCCCAAAAGUUCCUUUCAGGGGAAAUUUAGUUUCUGAACAGGAUGAGCAAAGUUUUGGGGAAGGGAAAAAUAAUAAUAAUAAUUGUGGCCUUUGUAACUCUUAGGGAUUAACUUGGAUGAUCAGUGCUAGUAAAUAACAGGUUCCAAUGGUCAAGCAGCACUAAAAAAAUGGAAUUUUCCUUGGAUUGUGUUUACUGGUUGUGCGUGACAAAUAUUUCGAUUUUGAGAUAUGGAAGAAGGGGGUGGGUUUUCUCAAAGCCUGUCGCAAAACUCUGCGUUUUUUUUUUUUAUAAAAAAAAUAGGCUAAAAAAGUGCAUAAUCUCUGGAAUCCCGUGCUUUUUUUUUUUUUUAAAAAAAAGAAAGAAUAACCACGUAAUAUUAUCUACUGCAUUUUAACAGUAGUCCAUUUUGGACUGCUGUUUGUUUAGAAUUAAUUGGCUCUAAAAUAUUUUUUUUCUCUCGUAUUAUUUUUAUAAGAUAAAAAAACUAGUACGUUGAAGCCUCUUUUGAUAGUCUGGUUGAAAAAAUAUAUUUAAAAAAAAAGCCCACGAAGUCGAUUUAUUUCUUACAGUAAGCAGAAGGUAUUUGGCAACCUGCUGUACGAGGGACAAGAUUGUCUUUAAUCAUUUCAUGCUGUUUCUCUUUAUCUCCUGUGGUUUAUAUUCAGCUUUAGGGAAACCAAGUCCUUUUCAAAUUGAGCAUACCUAGGUAGGUUAGUUGUGUAGAUCCAAAUCCCUAAUUAUUUUACCUCUGAUUUUUCAGAGAUCAUUUCUGCAUUUUGGAGACCGAAGAAGUGAUCCAGGGCAAGAGAGCUGCUCAAUUUUAAUUUAUUACGGAGGGGAAAAAAAAAAACACAUGUAAAUGACUCGAGUUAUAUUCCGACCUUGUUCAGUUGUGAAAAUGUAUUGAGAAAUUCCAUUUUUUUAAAAAUUGGGGGUUUAUGAUGUUUCUAAACUGUGGAACGAAGUUCCCAAAUCUUCUGAAGGUAUGGAGCUUAAAUUUUCCUGAGAUAAAAUUUUCCUUCUUUUUCCCAGUUGUGUAAAACUAUUCCUGGUUUGAGUAGGCCUACAGAUUUAAUGGUAGCCUUUAAAUGCUUCGCCCCCCCCACCCUCUUACUGCAGAUGGGCAAUGUUUACAAGAUGAUGAAACUUAAUUUUUUUCAUCUCCCUUUUCUGUUUUAAAACUAUUUGUUGCGUUGAUCGUUUCUUAGGCUGUUGAUUCAUGUUGAAACUCCACGUAAUUGAGAACAGGGAUUGGAAGACAAGUGUCUAGAAAUGAGUCAAAUAGCACAAAUUGCAGUGAUUUUUCCAUCCAGCCAAAAGUUGUAUUUUUCAAGUGAGAAAAUAAGUGCCUAGCGAAGCCAGCCAGGCCUGUUAUAUCUUCCGUUCAAGGGAUAAGUGAUACACCUUCUAUUUUUCUUGCUGCAGAAAAGAAGCAAUUUAUUGCUUUGCUAACUCACCCUUUGUGUCCACAUAGGAGGCAGAUAAGAGGCUGCAGAACAGACUGUGCUGCAGCUGUAUUGUACGUGUCAGAUAGUCCUGAAAAAAAAUAAUGUAAAUUUUCAGACCGCUUAUCUAAGCUGUGUCUUUCUGCCGCCUUAUGGUCUGAAAGUUCAGCUGAUGGCAGUGACGGGUUGGCAGUUUUUGAAGAUCUAAAGCCAUUCUGGUAUUUGACCUUCAAAAAGUGUAAACCUGAAAUCAUUGUAAAUGCGAGCAGUAGAUUUGAUAAAGGGGUAUGUCCCUAAUCUGUAGCAGCUAUUCAUAGGUCAGCUGCAUUUUAAGGUUGAAAAGUAAAGAUAAUCAAUAUGCCUCCAAGCAGUUUCAUACUGCAGGCUACUUUUUAGUGCUGAGACGAAUUGCCAGGUCUGAUGGCAUGGUACUCAGGAAUCAAAACAAUUAGCUAUUUUUAACGUGCUAUAAUUGACAAUAUAAUAAAUAAAACAAAUCCCUUUUUAUAAUAAACAUGAAGUUUAAAAUGGAA